AUGGCCACAAUGCGGCCCUAUCAGGGCGUUAUGGAAGAGAUUAUGAAGAUGGCGAACACCCCGACAAAUGGCUCAAAAAAGUGUGUAGGCGGAGGCGGCUUCAUACCACCAAUCUUCCUCCAAGAAGCAAAAGUCCCCAAAUUCUAUCGCGAUGUGAUCGCAAUUUGUGGAGCAACUUCCGAAAGAUCACCACCAAAUACAGCACUUGUAUACAACCUAAUGGCCAAAUCCGGUCUCCCACCGAAUCUUCUCUCCUAUAUUUUCAACGCCGCCAGCCGAAAACAUCGUGGUCAGCUCGACCGAACUGAAUUCUAUACUUUGUUGGCGUUAAUUGCCUUGGCACAGAAAGAUUUUUCUUUGGUGGAAAUAUCGACGAUGAAUCAGUUGCCGAUCCCCUUUUUGGAAGGUCAUACCGCUGCUCCAAACCAAGAAGGUGCCGUGAAAAGUAAAAGUGGCAAGGUUCUCCCAAAAGCAACGUUUGGCCUUCCAUACGUUUUUAAUAAGGACCAGACAUCGCAAGGAAAUGCUGCUCAGCAAUCGUCGGCGACGGACCAGGGUUCGAUUCUUGAUUUUCGGGAAGAUAACGCGGUAGAAAUUGAUACUAGAAUGGAAAAAGAACUACAAGCUGUCUGGCCGCUUCUGAUCACCGAAGCGUGCAAUAUAUUAGAAGAAGCUGAUCAAGUUUGGAUCCAAGCCAUUGAUGUGCUGAAAGAAGUGGCUGUAACGGAGAGAGGACACAAUUAUCUGACAGCCCUCAGCAAGGUAUCAGCGAUACUGAAACGACUGAAUUGUCCUAAUCGGGAUUUUCUUCCGCACGAUCUGCGACAACGAGCCGAGAAGGCAACGCGAAUCUGGGAAAGACUCGAGAAUUUCCAUCGAUUAGUUAUAAUUGAUGCGCCGGAUACAAACUACGAAAAAGAGAAAUGUUCAAUCUGCCUCAGUUCCAUAACAAUGAACAACUCCGAACCCUUCGAAGGCCACAUCUACCACCGUGAAUGUGCCAAUCUCUGGUUUGACCGUGUCCACCAAAAAUUGCCCAAACUCUAUACCCAAAAACAU
This is a messenger RNA of Mesorhabditis spiculigera, 1059 nucleotides long. The record is from the annotation of a GenBank genome assembly. Lineage: Eukaryota; Metazoa; Nematoda; Chromadorea; Rhabditida; Rhabditidae.